AUGUCUAAAAAAAAUGUACUUUUGUUUAGAGAUACUUUUUGUAUCAAUAAUAUGGAUAAAGAUGGGAAAAAAUUUUUGCGUGAAAGUUUAGAAAUGGAACUUACAAUAGAUAUAAAUAUUGAACUUUAUCCUUUAGAUAUAGGAGAUAAAGUUAAUGUAAUUCUUACAACCUCAUUAUCACCGGAACUUACUAUACAACCCGAAGAUAUUAGUAUUGUAGCACCUACAGAAGAAUCAUCAUCAUCAGAACAAAAAGUUUCUUGGAGAGAAAAAGAGAGAAGAAGCAAAGUUGCUGUUUAUAUAUCUUAUGGUGGUUUACUUAUGUCACUAGAAGGAGAUUUUCGUCAUGUACAAAAUCUUCAUGUUGGACAACAAGUUUAUUUGUUGAUGAAACGCGUUUUUUAA
Messenger RNA from Diversispora eburnea, 405 nucleotides. Lineage: Eukaryota; Fungi; Glomeromycota; Glomeromycetes; Diversisporales; Diversisporaceae. The record is from the annotation of a GenBank genome assembly.